AUGGCACCAGGUAUUAUUCGUGUGGCAACAUACAAUUUACGUGGAUCAAAAUUAGAUGAAGGUACACUUAACUCAUGGGAUCAUCGUAAAAAUAUUUUAUACAAAUCUAUUGAACAUAUUGAUCCGUCGAUAAUUGGCACACAAGAAGGUAAUCCAUCACAAUUAAAUGAUAUAUUGACGAAUUUAACUCUAAAAGAUAGUAAUAAAUGGAAAAUGAUCGGUAAAAUAAUUGAUGAUCACGAGACAAUAAAUGCCAUAUUUUAUCGAGCUGAUGAAUUUGAUUAUAAAAAAACAGGUACCUUUUGGUUUAAUGAACAUCCCGAAGAAGCGGGAGCUGCAUGGGGUGCAAAAAAUUCAAAAGGUUGUACAUGGGCUGAAUUUUUUAAUAUUAAAAAUCAUGACGAAAAGUUUGUUCACUAUAAUCUUCAUUUGGAAUGGCCACGUCCUCUGGCUAGAAAAAAUAGUAUUCCGAUAUUACUUCAGUAUAUAGAAAAACAGCAUCCAAAUGAGCAAAAUUUAAUCGUGACUGGUGAUUUUAAUAAUUGGCCGGAAGAGGUUGAAGGAAUCAUACCAACAGAUGAAUUAAUUCAAUUAGGUGAAAUCUGCCCAGAAGUAAUACAAAUGAAAGAAGCCAAUUUUGUCGAUACAUUUCUUGUUGCAAAUCCAAAUUCACCUAAUGUUCCAACAUUCAAUGGAUUUCGAAAAGAAGGUUAUGGACCAAAAAUUGAUUUUGUUUAUAUUAAGAAAGACACAUUUCAUGUAAAAAAUGCAGCUGUUUGUGAAUAUCAGGAAAAUGAAAAUUUUCCAUCCGAUCAUUUUGCUGUUUAUGCUGAUCUUCAGUAUAAAAAAUGA
Messenger RNA from Didymodactylos carnosus, 852 nucleotides. Lineage: Eukaryota; Metazoa; Rotifera; Eurotatoria; Philodinida; Philodinidae. The record is from the annotation of a GenBank genome assembly.